AUGAUUUCAAUGUAUUUUAUCUUAGUAUCUCUCGUGAUAGUAUGCUUAUUGGUUAAAAGUGUAAUUAAACCACGAAAAUAUCCUCCAGGUCCUAAAUGGUAUCCAUUUAUGGGUUGCAGCAGUAUAGUGGAUAAAUUGACCAAAAAACACGGAUCGCAGUGGAAAGGUCUUUCGACUUUAGCGAAAGAAUUUUCUACAGAUGUUUUAGGUUUGAAAUUGGGAAGGGAACUAAUUGUUGUGGUAUACGGAGAAAAAAAUAUACGCCAUGUUUUCACAGAGAAGCAGUUUGAAGGAAGACCAGAUAAUUUUUUUGUUCGAAUGCGAUGCCUUGGAAAACGAAUGGGGAUAACAUUUGCUGAUGGACCAUUGUGGAGAGAACACAGACAAUUUACAGUGAAACAGUUAAGAAAUGUUGGAUUUGGAAAAACAAAAAUGGAGAAAGAGAUUCAGGAUGAGAUGUUACACAUAGUAAAAUAUAUAGAAAUGAAUUGUGGCAAACCUAUCAAUACUAUGAGUACGUUAGCAAUGUCGGUUAUGAAUAUCUUAUGGACUUAUAUUGCAGAUGAACGAAUUGAAGAAAAACGCCUGAAACAUUUACUUGAUUUAUUAAAUUCAAGAUCCAAGGCAUUCUCUAUGGCUGGAGGAUUGCUGAAUCAACUACCUUGGUGCAGAUUUAUAUUUCCAGAGUUGAGUGGGUAUGGUCUUAUAAAGAGAAUGAACGAACAAAUAUCUAACAUAAUUGAGGAGGCAAUAAGCAAGCAUAAAAAUAAGUCCGUUAAAGGAAACGACUUCAUAUACUCAUUUAUUGAAGAGAUGGAAAAUAACAAAGAAAGCUUUACUGAAGAGCAGCUGAAAAUUAUAUGCUUAGAUGUCCUUAUCGCUGGAUCUCAAACAACUAGCAAUGUACUGCAGUUUGCGUUGCUAACCGUAUUGAGAAACAAAACUAUACAGGACAGGCUUUAUGAAGAGAUAAGUAAAACUUUAGAGGGCAAAUUACCGUCAUGGUCCGACAGCUACAGGCUCGUAUAUACUUCAGCAUUCCUUUACGAAGUUCAGCGUUUUUACACAAUAGUACCACUAAUGGGUCCACGUAGAGUUCUAAAUGAUUCUAUAAUAGAUGGAUAUUUCAUACCAAAAGAAACAACAGUACUGUGUUCCGUUGGUGAUUUACAUUUUGAUCCAGAGAUAUGGAAAGAGCCGAGAGAAUUUAAGCCGGAGAGAUUUAUAGAUGAACGGGGUACAUUGAAAAAUAUAGAGCAUUUGUAUCCGUUUGGUUUAGGUCGGCGACGAUGUCCCGGGGACGCCUUGGCUAAGUCGUUUAUUUUUAUUGUCAUCGUCGGCAUAUUACAAAAGUUUAAAAUUGAUUGCAGCGACGGCAUUCUGCCAUCUGCCGAUCCGAUAAUCGGAUUGAUUUCUGCGCCUAGGCCAUUCUCUGCAGUUUUUACACCUCGCGAGAGUAAAUAG
This is a messenger RNA of Parnassius mnemosyne (clouded apollo), 1464 nucleotides long. NCBI's taxonomy places the organism in Eukaryota, Metazoa, Arthropoda, Insecta, Lepidoptera, Papilionidae. The record is from the annotation of a GenBank genome assembly.